AUGAAAAUGAUCAAAACAUUAAGUAGAUUAAUUAUUUCAUCACCAAAGAAAUGUUAUUAUGAUUCAUUAACUGGUUUAAUUUAUGAUUUAUCAUUCAUAUUACCUAAUUUGAUUGUAUGUUCAGGUCCUGUAACAAAUUCUUAUUUCAAUUCUUUUUUUAGAUAUGAAUUAAAUGAUUUAAUUAAAAUACUUUCUUUCAAUUUUGGUAAUCAGUGGCAUUUAUUUAAUUUCAAAGGUGAAGAUCCUGGAUAUUUAGAUUCUGAAGUAUUUGGAAAAGUUUCACAUUAUCCUUUCCCGGAUCAUUAUCCACCAACAUUAAAAAUCUUGAAAUUGGCAGUUUUGGAAAUUCAUAAAGUGAUUAAAUCUGGGAGGCGUUGCUAUUUUACAUUGUUUGAAUGGUAA
This is a messenger RNA of Insectozyma verbasci, 402 nucleotides long. Lineage: Eukaryota; Fungi; Ascomycota; Pichiomycetes; Serinales; Debaryomycetaceae. The record is from the annotation of a GenBank genome assembly.